Molecule: messenger RNA, 7309 nt
Organism: Colius striatus (speckled mousebird)
Lineage: Eukaryota; Metazoa; Chordata; Aves; Coliiformes; Coliidae
Gene: ATXN7
Product: ataxin 7
Exons: 14
Coding region: 533-3118 (861 amino acids)
Source: RefSeq, a predicted model, not a curated record
AAAAGCUAGAGGUGUCUGGAGAAAAGAGAUAUUAAGGUGUUGAGCUUUAGUCUUUUCGUCUUUGUCUUUGACACUUGGGCAAUGUUAUUAUAGUGUAUAUGAUGGUACUUGAGGCAUGUGUCCAGAGCCUGACAACCUCCCAGUCCCUCUUCAUUUUCAUUUGGACACUUAAGUAGCUUAUGGACUCCUUCUGCUCGGCACUUUGCACUGACAUUUUUAUGGUGAUGGAGAAAAUCACGAAUUAAUCAGGUAUAAGUUAGAGAAAGCUUCCAAAAUCUGAACAGAUGAAGAUCAAUUGAUAAAUCAACCCAGCGAUUCACCAUACUUUCAAGGGUCGCGGGCCGUGGAGCGCUUGGCGGGCGGCGUAGUGCUCUUCCCCCACCCCCCCCACCUCUCCUUCCUUCCGCCGCUUUGUUAGCGCGAACACACAAACGCGCCUCACCUACACGGUGAAGAGGAAGGGAGCUCUCUCCCCGUACAAUAAUGGGCACCCGGCUCCUGCCCCCCGGGCCGCCGCAGAGCAGCGGAAAGAAUGUCGGCGCGGGCCGCGGGUGACGUCAGAAGGGAGCAGCGCAGCGCGGCGGCGGCCAGGCAGCGGCAGCGGCGGCCCCGCCACGGCGAAGGAGGCGGAGGCGGAGGAGGCGGGAGCGGCGCCGGCCCCGCCGCCACCGCAGCGGCAAUGGCGGCCGUCGGGGAGCGCAGGUCCCUGCCCAGCCCCGAGGCGAUGCUGGGGCAGCCCUGGAGCCACUGGGUUGAUGCUGCUAAACUUCACGGGAACGACGGAACAGCAUUAGAAGAAAAUUUCAAGGAAUACGGAAGAAAUCGAGAAGCAAUGCGACUUUGCCGAGAAGAUAUGCCAAUAUUUGGUCUUUGCCCGGCUCAUGAUGAUUUCUAUUUGGUGAUGUGUAACCACUGUAAUCAGGUCGUAAAACCACAGGCAUUUCAAUCACAUUAUGAAAGAAGACACAGCUCCUCCAGCAAGCCGCCUUUGACUCCUCCUUCCUCUUCAGUAUUUUCCCUCAUUUCAUCCUUCCCUUCAAAAAACAAAGGUAGCAGUGGAAGUGGGAGCAAUCGUUCAUCCAGUGGCGGUACUAGUGCAUCAUCAUCAAAUUCCAAGUUGUUGAAAUCACCCAAAGACAAGCUGCAGAUCAGCGGAAACAACAGGUUAAUGCAUUCGGUACAGCAUAGCAAAGUUCCCCAUGAUAAAAUUAUGACUCCAUCUGUCAAAGUGGAAAAGAUUCAUCCAAAGAUAGAUGGUGCCCAACUGAAAGCUGCUGUUGGUCCAACUUGUUCUACUACUGUGAGUUCCUCAAUAAAGACUGGCCUUAAUUGUCCCUCAAUACCAAAGCCACCCUUGCCUUCCCCUGGACAGAUACUGAAUGGUAAAGGUCUUCUCUCUGUGCCUCCAUUUUUGGAAAAGAAACCUGAAGAAAAUACCAAUAAUAGGAAAUUUUUACAUAAAAGAUUGUCAGAGAGAGAAUUUGAUCCUGAUAUAUACUGUGGUGUCAUUGAUGUGGAAACCAGGAAACCUUGUACUAGGUCUUUGACAUGCAAGACACAUUCCUUAACCCAGCGGAGGGCUGUACAGGGUCGAAGAAAACGAUUUGAUGUGUUAUUAGCUGAGCACAAAAGCAAAACCAGGGAAAAGGAACUUCUUCGACAUUCGGAUCAUCAUCAGCAGAUGCCCCCUCUCAGGGAACCACAUCCCUCACCUACUAAAACUUCCCAGGAGCUGCACCAAAAUUCUCAUGGAGUUACUCUUACAGAAACAAAGCCUUUAUUACCUAAUAAACCCAAACCUCACCCCCCCAGUCUUCCAAGGCCUCCAGGCUGUCCAGCCCAGCACAGUGGAAAUGCCCCUAGUGAGUCUCCUUCUGUCCACGAGUUCCCGCACCCUCCCUUGCCUGCCGCUGAGCCAGCAUCUCGGUUAUCCAGUGAUGAGGGAGAAUGUGAUGAAAAAGAAGAGCCUGUUGAAAAACUGGAUUGUCAUUAUUCAGGUCAUCAUCCUCAACCAGCCGCUUUUUGCACAUUUGGUAGUCGGCAAAUUGGAAGAGGUUAUUACGUGUUUGACAAGCGGUGGAACCACAUUCGAUGUGCACUUGACUUCAUGUUGGAGAAGCAUCUUAAUUCACAGAUGUGGAAGAAAAUUCCUCCAGCAUCUAGUACCACAGCAUCCAUUCGUGCACCACAUCGGACAAACUCGACGCCUGCUUCGCAGUACGGUGUCAGUGCAGCAGGUUUCCUCUUGCCCACCACGGUUAUGUCAUCGCCAGCGUUGGUAUCUCCUUCCUGUGUGUCUCUGAAUAAUAAAUCGGUACCAUCACAUGGAACGACACUAAAUGCCAAUCCUGCUACUUUGGGUGCAGUGGAUCCCGUCUGCAGUAUGCAAUCAAGACAAGUGUCUUCGUCCCCUUCAACACCUACAGUGCUUUCCUCUGUACCUUCACCUAUGCCCAGCAAACCUCAGAAAAUGAAAUCCAGCAAAUCUUUUAAACCUAAGGAAUCUUCUGCUGGCAGUGGCACCUGUAACAGCACCGGCAGCGUCAGUAGCAGCGGCGGCUCAGGAAAGAAGCGUAAAAACAGUUCCGCACUGCUCGCACCUUCUCAUUCCACAGAGUCCUUUAGGAAAAACUGUGUGGUUAACUCUGGAAACUCUGGGACCUCCUAUCAUCCAUCGGUGACAGCUUCGUCCCACAGCGUUGGCCUCAACUGUAUGACUAGCAAAGCUAACUCUGUUAGCCUCAAACAUGACCAAUCAGGGAGGGGCCCUCCGACUGGAAGCCCUGCAGAAUCGAUAAAGAGAAUGAGUGUGAUGAUGAACAGCAGCGACUCCACGCUCUCCUUAGGGCCCUUUGUUCAUCAGUCUAGCGAGCUGACUGUAAAUUCCCAUAGCAGUUUUUCACAUUCACAUACUUCCCUUGACAAAUUAAUAGGAAAGAAAAGAAAGUGCUCACCUGGUUCAAGCAGCAUAAACAGCAGCAGCAGCAGCAGCAAAGCAAACAAAGUUGCCAAAUUGACAUCGGUGAACAACGUUCAUGCAAAACACACUGGUGCAAUCCCAGGGACGCAAGGACUGAUGAACAAUUCUCUUUUUCAUCAGCCAAAGGCACGGCCCUGAUAGCUGAAUGCACCACGGUGAGGAACGAACUGGACAAUUUUCACUACAAGCAAAACCUCCAUCUGGAUUUCUGGACUCCAAGAUGCCUUGAGUUUUCCCAACUUCCCAUGGUCCUCAGGUGUGGAAAUCUACUGGACUGUCACUUAAGGAAUUUCCCUGAAGCCAUGUCUGUAGCAGCGAAUAUACUAGAAAUGGACACUGGAUGAAGUUCAGCCACAUAAUUGCUCUUAUCAGUGUUAAUGGUGGUCUGGACUGUUUGCUACAAAUCUGUGAGAUUUUUACUUACAGGAGUACAUCAUCUUGCCACUAUUUGACAUAGAUCGGCUGGGCAAACGAAUGUUUUCUGGGGGGAAAUAAACGUUACUGUGGACUUAUUUUUAUACUGAUGGUGUCUUUUGUAGGUGAUAGCUGACCAGACAGACACCCUCAAUGGAGAGGACCCCAUGACUUGGGGGAAAAAAAAAAUGUGUGAGGCACAAUGGAAAGAAGCCCUCAAGAAGGGAAUAUGGCUUUAGUGUUUUUAUAGCAAUGUUCCUUUAAUGGAAUAUAAAAAUAGCACAAUUCAAAGAAAAAAAAACCCAACAAAACAUGUUGUCUGUGUUUUGCCCAGCCUUUUGCAAGUAAUUUGGGAUAAGAAGCUAUCAGGAGUUUAAACAAAAACCCACAAAACAAACCCAACAAUGACCAGAAAAACUUGUUUGAGGCUGUUGCUCAGAAAACAAGUCUAAAAAUACUCGUGUGAUACAAGCCCUGUUUGCUGUUCUUCUGAAACAGGUUUCAUUGCAGAAGGGGAAAUAAAUUAAUUUUGUGUUUGAGAAAAAUCCCCAAGCAUCAAACCAACAAAGGCAAAUAACCUCUACAACUCUGUGCCCAAAGAAGAGAUUUAUUGACCCAUGCUGUAUACCAUAGGCCUUUGUUAUUGAAGCAAAAUAACAGCCCUAUUGGUUAAAUGAGGCUGGAUUUGCCUUUUGGGCUGGUAAAAAGAGCCUUUUAAAAACUUAACUAUUUAAAGCAUUUAAAUAUUCUCUAAACCCCACAAAAGUCAGUUUCUUUAUGCCUCGUUUGUAUAACGAGAGCACUUUCAACCACUUCUGUGAGGUUUUAUUUUGUUCCAGGUUCUGGACUACAGGCCAAUUUGUCAUCAGUUGGCAGGGCAGCGCAGGCGUGUGCCUUGUGCUCACCCCAUGCCUUCCCAGGCUUCACACAGUUUGAUACAGUCCAGGCCAUUUUUUAAUGAAAUGUUUUUGUCUUGCUUCAAAACACCUCAAAAGAGAAACCUACUGAAGGGCUUUGUUGCGUUAUGAUUUGAUUGGUCUGGAUGUGUUUAAGUUUUUAAACAUCAGGUAAAAUCUCAAAAUGGACUAAACUUUUAUUGAAGGGGCAAAGUGAAGCAAAACAAAUCCCUUAAUGGAGAAGACAGGGGGUUUUUCUGCCUUAAAGGGGCACCAGCUGUUGCUGAGAAAAGACAAUCUGAGCCUGUCCAAUUGUUUGUGUAGCCCAGCCUUCUCCCCAGUUCUGGUGGCAAGCAGUACAUCAGGGAAUCCAAAGCCACGCUGAGUAGCAGUUGCUUAGUUGUUUACCUAACGAUGCUUUCAGUUUAACCUGAACUUGCUACGGAAUCAUGGUUAUACGGCGACACAACGUGAAGCCUCUAUGCAGACACUUUAGCUUUGAAUUGAUAGGAAAGAUCACAUUGAGAAAGCAACGUACUAGAGACACUUAUGCAAACUUUAGUUUAAAAAACAACAAAAGAGACAGCUUUUCAGGAACAAAAAGGAUUGACCUGUGAAAGGAUUGUUGGAACGGCAAUUGGUUUAAUGUAAAAAGAGCCAAAGUGAUAAUGCCACAAAGAGAAAUCAAAGAGUAUUAAAUCUGGCACGUUUGGAGUGGAAUCCACGCUCUGCUGGAGUGAGUCCCUGGGGCAGCGCUCCCACCGCAGGGUAGCAUCAGUCACAAGUGCAAUUUGACUCAAAGGUAAAGGAAACGAAAAUUUGGCAAGAUCCAUCAGUAAUGAGUUUGUGAUCCAACUCUCCUCUGAGUUUUCUUUUCUUGUUUUUCUUUUUUGGUAAGGUUCUGUUGAUCUGAAACCAUAAUGGCAAAUCUGUGUUCCUUCUAUAGCGUGCACACACCUUAAAGUGAAUUCCCGGUGGCUGCUCGUACCGAGCCAGUGCCCGCAGUCACCCGCACCUGGGUGUGAGCCAUCCCAGCACAGUUAGAACAUCUCACCCGUGAGCAUAGACCUGCCUCGAUACCAUGGUUUGGAUCUUGGUUGUAAGCAGAACACCGUUCCUGAAGCUUUUAUUGUCACAUAGUUCUUACUGUAAAUAAUUAAGGAAGCUUAAAAUUAGUUGUCCUUGCAAAAUCGAAUUUGCAGUGGCUGGGUUGUUUCUAGACAGAUUUUGGUAUUAAUUUAAGAGAUACAGUUUUUAUAGUCUUUCCAACUUCUCGUUAUGACUCCUGCAGUUUUCUUAACCUAAAAAAUUGCUGCAAUGAUGAACAAAGAAUUAUACAAGAAGAAAAAAAAAAGCAUACUUUUGUAUCUUUAUUUUGGAAUUUCUUGUUCUAUUAUAAAUAUUGAAGUAUCCCUAUUUCAGAAGACAUAUUUUGUUAAUUGAUUGUACAUAUUUAAAUAUGUAUUUUUGCACAGGUCUUUUUUUCUUAUAUCCAGUUUUGGUACAAUUGAGAUCAUCUAGUAUUUAUUUAUUAAUUAAUUAAAAAAAAAAGGUGAAAAAAAAGAGGAAAAAAAGCAAAUACCUUUUUAUAAUUUGAAGUGGUUCACUGCCAAGCCAAUAGCUAACAUGCCUACUUUGCAACUUAAGGGAUGCCUCUGUUUUUGUGAAAGCCGUGUCCCUUUUCACGUCUCGGGAGUGGACAGACCGGUCGGGUUCUGCCACGGGGCCGAGAGCCGAAGCGCUCGGUCUGGCAUUGCUUCUCAGUUGCCUGAUUCCCAGGAGACUCCUGUUCCGUUCAGUGACACACUGCUUCUCUCUCUCUCUCUCUCUCCUCUCUUUCUUUGGUGUUAGUGUGCGUGCGCAGUCGCGUGGGUCUCAUGUGGUUCAAAACUUAAACGGAAAAACUGAAAGUGCCUGAUAUAACUAGUUUUAAGCUUGGACUGUUUAGACAGCUUCUCCUUAAAAGACUUGAAUGUUCAGUUGAAAUUUCGGAGCUUGCUUUUUCCACCUCUCUGUGUGCAGAUACAUAUGUGUGUGUGUAUAGAUAUACACAUAUCUAUCUAUUCUGAAAUGAAUGAGAUGGGUUGACAAAAGAAAGCGAGUGAUGCCGGUAACUUUUGUAACAUCUUUUUAAUUGGCGUACCUCGUGUUGGAACAAUCCCAGUGCUAACUCGUCUUAAGGGUUUGAAAAACAGUUUUAACCAGCAGUGUAUUUAAUUGUCUCAUUUUGGGGAGGGAGGGAGGGCAGUACUCAUAAAUGAAAUGAUUUCUAAAAUGCUCAAAUUAGUUGGUAUUCCCAGGAAAACAAAACAAAACCCCCCGAGUAAGUACCUCUUUAAACCAUUUGAAUAAUAAAGAUGUGAUUUCCAAAUGACCUUUCUAAGGCAGUUGUCUUCCUGUAAGAGUUCUCUUGCCAAGGAAUCUCUCUCGUCUUUCACUCGUUCUGUCCUGGAGGAGGGAAUUGGGCUUAGAAAGAUUCUUAAAUGUUUCACUGCUCAGCAGAAAAUAAUCAUUUUUACCUUUUGUGCAAGAUAUUUUAGGUUUUAAAGGUAAUUUUAAAUGAGCACUACAUAAUGUCAAUGUGAAUGUAGGCCUUGAAAGCAUCUUGCUCGGUGUUGAGCCUGGUUCUAAAAGCAAUCUCCUGUGUAAAAUGUGUGAAUAGUUUGAUAAUUUGUAUACAUAAUCAAGAGCAUCUGAUCAGCUGAACUCUGUGUUGGCUGCUGUAUAGUACAUGAACAAAUGUCAUGGGAUAGAAAAAUUACUUUGGAUAUUUAAAAGAAAAAUAAAUAUAUAGUCUAUUUGUUUUGUAACAAGUUUCUGUAAAUAAAAUAAUUUAUACUAUUUAUAAGAAAAAGUUGUGCUUUGCUUCAUGACAAAGAUUAGUUUGUUGAACAAACAUGUUACUAAACAAGGCAAUAAAAUUAGGACUUUUCAAUAAAUGAGGUUGGUUGCAUGGAAUACACUAUAUGUUUCUGCUUCAUUAUAAAAUCAUUCACCAUUAAAGGAAAACAUUAUCUGA